AUGUCUGCGAAGUCCCGUCUGUCGGCUUUGCUCGGCCACUUCUCUUCAGCUGAGCCCCAGGGAUCUAGUCCUGAGGCGCCGGCUCGGUACGAGCAUAGGGUGAACUUCCACACUCUGUCGCCGACCUUUUUCUUGCCGAGAGCGGCUGCCAUUGAGCCUGAGGCCGAGGCCAUCUACCAUGUCACGGCGAAUAAUCAGAUCCUGCGGAGAUCUUACAUCGAAACUGCGGAUCGCGCCAGGGGCCUUGCGUACUACUUGAAGAAACAUGGCUUUACGAGGGUUGGCAUCUUGUGUCCCAACACCCCUGCCUUCCUGGAGUCCAUUUUCGGAAUCGCAGCCGCUGGGGCGGUCAAUGUUGCCGUCAACUAUCGCUUGAAGGAGGAUGAUAUCAGCUAUAUCUUCCAACACUCCGAUGUCGAGGUCAUCAUCGUGGAUAAGGAAUUCGAACCGCUUAUCCAAGCCUACCGCGCUUCAAAGCCUAACAUUCCUAUCAUCAUUGAUACUGACACGGAUGCCACCGAAGGCGAGCUCUCUGGUCCUUUCGAUGGAGCGGUCUUGGAAGGCCUGAGACAUGACCUCGAGACUGGCGCCAAGGGCUGGGAAGGGCUUGAGAGCCAGGCUGCUUCCGAAGACGAUAUCCUCGCUCUGGCGUACACCAGCGGCACGACAGCACGUCCCAAGGGAGUGGAGUACACGCAUCGUGGCUGUUAUCUUGCGGCGAUGGGCAAUGUCAUCGAAUCGGGUCUUAAUCCCCUGCGCGGACGUUGUCGUUACCUGUGGACGCUGCCCAUGUUCCAUGCUAUGGGCUGGACGUUCCCGUGGGCUGUCACCGCCGUACGGGGAACGCACUACUGUCUAAGGAAGAUCGACUACCCCGAGAUCUGGCGGCUUCUCAAACAGGAGCAUGUCACGCACUUCAAUGCAGCGCCCACCGUGAACACACUGCUCUGCAACGCCGAUGAAGCGGAGCGACUCCCGAACCCGGUGCAGGUUACCGUCGCGGCAAGUCCGCCCACGCCGCAUCUAUUCGAGCAGAUGACCAACCUAAACUUGCACCCGGUUCACACCUAUGGAAUGACGGAGACGUACGGUCCCAUUACGAAGGGGUACAUCAUGCCCUCGUGGGACCAACUGCCACUGAAGGAGAAGUACCAGAAGAUGGCGCGGCAGGGCCAUGGAUUCGUGACCAGUUUGCCUGUGCGAGUCGUCAAGACCGACGUGCCUGAGGGGACGGUGGUGGACGUCAGCCGCGAUGGCCAGGAGAUCGGAGAGAUUGUGUUCGUCGGAAAUAUUUGCGCUCGGGGUUACUACAAAGAUCCCGAAGCCACGCGGAAACUCUUCGCGGGUGGGGUCCUGCAUUCGGGCGACUUGGCCGUUUGGCAUUCCGAUGGGGCUAUUCAGAUCCUGGAUCGCGCCAAGGAUAUUAUCAUCAGCGGUGGCGAGAACAUCUCGUCUGUGGCGCUGGAAUCCAUGCUGGUUACCCAUCCGGACAUUCUGGAGGCGGGGGUCGUGGCCGUUCCAGAUAGCCAUUGGGGCGAGCGCCCCAAGGCGUACGUGACGGUGAAGGGUGGGAAGACCUUGGAAGGCAAGGCGGUGAUUGAGUGGGCUCGGAGCACGAGUGGGAUUAGCAAGUUUAUGGUCCCACGCGAGGUGGAAGUAGUACCAGAGCUGCCCAAAACCAGCACGGGAAAGGUGAGGAAGAAUGUGCUCCGAGAAUGGGCCAAGGGGGGGAGCCGGACAUGA
Aspergillus terreus NIH2624 is the source of this 1743-nucleotide messenger RNA. RefSeq names its product putative AMP-binding domain protein. Lineage: Eukaryota; Fungi; Ascomycota; Eurotiomycetes; Eurotiales; Aspergillaceae. The coding region runs from base 1 to 1743 and encodes 580 amino acids. The record is from RefSeq and is a predicted model, not a curated record. The transcript has 5 exons.